Molecule: messenger RNA, 6023 nt
Organism: Puntigrus tetrazona (Sumatra barb)
Lineage: Eukaryota; Metazoa; Chordata; Actinopteri; Cypriniformes; Cyprinidae
Gene: slc12a5a
Product: solute carrier family 12 member 5a
Exons: 26
Coding region: 16-3726 (1236 amino acids)
Biological process (GO): chloride ion homeostasis; chemical synaptic transmission; potassium ion import across plasma membrane
Cellular component (GO): membrane
Molecular function (GO): potassium:chloride symporter activity
Source: RefSeq, a predicted model, not a curated record
CGAUGUCUGUGAUUGAUGGAGCGGCCGCGGGCUUUAGGACCCGGAUGUGCAGAGAGUCCCAGACACUGGUUGAUGAUCCGCUCGCGACUCAUUCAAUGUCUGUUAUCAAAGAACAAUAAAACGCGCGUCCGAGCCGGACCCGUUACGCACGUUCACGCUCGCGCAUUAAGACCGGACCUCGCGCUCCUCGACCGGACCGGCGCACGUCUCCAUCCCCGGCGGAUCCGCGUUCAGUCGUUCCCCGUCAGUCCGCUUCAGGCCACCGGCAUCAGCAUGAGCCAGAGGUUCACGGUGACCGCCGGUGACAUCCAGGGCGAAGUCAACCAGCUGUUCGAGGGCGACGAGGAGACGCCGAGCGCGUCCGACGCCGCAGCAGCAGCAGAGGAGGAGGUGUCCGGGAAAGGAGAUGGUAACCCCAAGGAGAGCAGUCCAUUCAUCAACAGCACCGACCCAGAGAAGAACCAGCAAUAUGACGGCAAGAACAUGGCACUGUUUGAGGAGGAGAUGGACACGAUUCCCAUGGUAUCGUCUCUUCUCAGCAGUCUCGCCAACUACUCAAACCUGCCCCAGGGCAGCAAAGAACACGAGGAGGCGGAAAACAACGAAGGCUCGCGCAAGAAACCUGUCCAGGCUCCGCGGAUGGGAACGCUGAUGGGCGUCUAUCUGCCCUGCCUGCAGAACAUCCUGGGCGUGAUUCUGUUUCUCAGGAUGACCUGGAUGGUGGGCAUCGGCGGCGUCAUCGAGGCCUUCAUCAUCGUGCUCAUGUGCUGCUCCACGACAAUGCUCACUGCCAUCUCCAUGAGUGCCAUCGCUACGAACGGCGUCGUGCCAGCUGGAGGCUCCUAUUACAUGAUCUCUCGCUCUCUGGGCCCUGAGUUCGGUGGAGCUGUAGGCAUCUGCUUCUACCUGGGCACCACCUUCGCUGGAGCCAUGUACAUCCUGGGUUGCAUCGAGAUCCUGCUGGUGUACAUUGUCCCACAAGCGGCUGUUUUUAAGAUGGAGGGUCUGGAGGGAGCCGAGGCCGAAGCAGCAAUGCUGAACAACAUGCGUGUUUACGGCACGAUGGUGCUCAGCUUCAUGGCCAUUGUGGUGUUUGUAGGAGUCAAGUACGUGAACAAGCUGGCACUCGUCUUCCUCGCCUGUGUCAUCUGCUCCAUCCUUGCUGUCUACGCCGGAGUGAUCAAAACCGCCUUCGAGCCUCCGGUCUUCCCGGUGUGUGUGCUGGGAAACCGGACUCUGGUUUGGAAAGGCUUCGAUGUGUGCGCGAAGGUCAUCGAGAGAGAAAAUGCCACGGUCACCACCAAACUCUGGCGGCUCUUCUGUGACUCCGAGUUCCUGAACGCCACCUGCGACAAUUACUUCACCAACAACAACGUCACUGAAAUACAGGGAAUCCCCGGAGUUAUGAGUGGCAUUCUGCGAGAGAAUCUCUUUGGGAAUUAUAUGGAUAAGGGUUCUUUCAUUGAGAAAAGUGGAUUAACCGCCUCAGUCGAACCCGAUGCCAUACCGACCAACACCAACCGCUACGUGCUCGCAGACAUCACCACCUUCUUUACCAUGCUGGUUGGCAUCUACUUCCCCUCCGUGACAGGCAUCAUGGCUGGAUCGAACCGAUCCGGUGAUUUGCGCGAUGCCCAGAAGUCCAUUCCUAUUGGCACCAUCCUGGCCAUCACCACCACCUCCAUCAUCUACAUGUCCAGCGUGAUUCUGUUUGGUGCCUGCAUCGAGGGAACGGUGCUGAGGGAUAAGUUUGGUGAGGCGGUCAGGGGGAAUCUGGUGAUCGGGACACUGGCGUGGCCUUCACCCUGGGUUAUCGUUUUCGGCUCCUUCUUCUCCACCUGCGGCGCGGGGCUUCAGAGUCUGACGGGCGCUCCGCGUCUCCUCCAGGCCAUCGCUCGAGACGGCAUCGUGCCGUUCCUCAGGGUGUUUGGUCAUGGAAAAGCAAACGGGGAGCCCACCUGGGCAUUGCUCCUGACCGCAUGCAUCUGUGAGAGUGGAAUUCUCAUCGCUUCACUGGAUAACGUGGCUCCGAUUCUCUCCAUGUUUUUCCUCAUGUGCUACAUGUUUGUGAAUCUGGCCUGUGCGGUUCAGACCCUGCUCCGAACGCCCAACUGGAGGCCGCGGUUCAAGUUCUACCACUGGACUCUAUCCUUCCUUGGCAUGAGCCUUUGUCUCUCGCUCAUGUUCAUCUGCUCUUGGUACUACGCCAUCGUUGCCAUGGGAAUCGCCGGCUGUAUCUACAAGUAUAUCGAGUUCCGAGGGGCAGAAAAGGAAUGGGGUGAUGGAAUAAGAGGUCUGUCUCUCAGCGCGGCCCGCUUCGCCCUCAUGAGGCUGGAAGAGGGACCACCGCACACCAAGAACUGGAGACCUCAGAUAUUAGUUCUGGUCAACAUGGACUCGGAGCUGAGCGUGGAGCAGCCUCGUCUGCUGUCUCUGACCAGUCAGCUGAAGGCUGGGAAGGGUCUGACCAUCGUGGGCACAGCUCUGGAGGGAACCUACCUGGAAAACCAUCCUCGAGGACAGCAGGCCGAGCAGUCUCUGAGGAAGCUCAUGGAGGCGGAGAAGGUAAAGGGUUUCUGUCAGGUGGUUAUUUCUUCAAACAUGAGGGACGCCACCUCACAUUUGGUCCAGGCCGGAGGGUUGGGAGGUCUUCAGCACAACACCGUUCUGGCCUGCUGGCCGCGCAACUGGAAGCAGGCCGAGGAUCAUCAGAGCUGGAGAAACUUUAUUGAGCUGGUAAGAGAAACCACGGCUGCCAGUAAAGCCCUGCUGGUGCCCAGGAACGUCUCGGCCUUCCCGUCAAACGGAGAGCGCUUCACCGAGGGUCAUAUCGACGUGUGGUGGAUCGUUCAUGAUGGAGGCAUGCUGAUGCUGCUGCCCUUCCUCCUCCGCCAGCACAAGGUUUGGAGGAAGUGCAAGAUGCGCAUCUUCACCGUGGCUCAGAUGGACGAUAACAGCAUCCAGAUGAAGAAGGAUCUGACGACCUUCCUGUAUCAUCUGCGCAUCGACGCUGCGGUGGAGGUGGUGGAGAUGCAUGACAGCGAUAUCUCAGCGUACACAUAUGAGAAGACCCUGGUGAUGGAGCAGAGAUCUCAGAUCCUGAAGCAGAUCAACCUCACCAAGACCGAGCGCGAGCGUGAGAUCCAGAGCAUCACUGACAGCUCUCGCGGGUCGAUCCGCCGGAAGAACCCGGCCGCUGUCACGACCCAGCUGAGUGUGACAGAGGAGCCGGCGGCCAGCAGCAAAGAGGAGAAACCAGAAGAGGAGUCUGUCCCUGUGUCACCGUCCCAACAGGAACAGCUCAUUCAUGACAAGAGUACCAACCCGCCGACCCCGGCCACGCCGCAGUCCCCCAGCACAGACGCCGAGACCCCCGGCACGGCCGUUCAGAUGACAUGGACCGAAGCCAAGUGUGACGGAGAGCAGGCCAAACCUAUAGGAGCUACGACACCAGAGGCCAUCAAAGACCUCUUCAACAUGAAGCCAGAGUGGGAAAAUCUAAACCAGUCCAACGUGAGGCGCAUGCAUACUGCACUCAGACUCAACGAAGUCAUUGUUAAGAAAUCCCAGGAGGCCAAACUAGUCCUGCUCAACAUGCCCGGACCGCCUAAAAACCGGACCGGCGACGAGAACUAUAUGGAAUUCAUGGAAGUUUUAACCGAAGGUCUCAACCGGGUCCUCCUCGUGCGCGGUGGAGGUCGUGAGGUCAUCACCAUCUACUCUUAAGGAACCACUCGACGUCACCCCACUCCAUUUGCCCUCCUUCCCCAGUGUGGCCCAAGCAAUAUCCCAGAAUUCCUUCAGUCAACCAGCUCCAUCCGUUCAACAGAAAUCGCCGUUCUACCGGUUUGCCGAGCUCUCCCUGGCCAAACAUCGCUCUUGGCGUUACUCUCGUUCAUGAUGGACGUGAUCCACACUUUACUGUUCAAUGAAGUGCACUGUUGAUGUCAGUGGGUAUUUGUUCAAUGCCCCGUCCGCUGUAGCUUUCCUACAUGAUCUGUCAAUCACCGCUCUCGCCCAAUCAGGAAAAAGCUGGUGGGUUUGGGCUCGAUUUGUUUUUAUCUGUUUGUUUUGAGGAACGGGAUCGAGAAAAGAAUGCGCAAAAAAAAGUCAAGGAGCCGGCGUACACCAGAGAUGCUGUGAAAUACUUCUGCUCUGGUAAAGGCUGACAGCCUUGGGAAAAGAUUUGAACGGUUUGAACACGAUCCUUUCAGUCUGCAGAUUGGUCAAAUGUGAAUUAAUAAUGAGUUAAUACUAUAAUGUGAACUGUCAAAUGUGAAGUUUAAAGUCAACGUCAAAUGAGCCGCACUUAUUAUUUGCUUCCGUUAACGAUCGGCGCAUGUUAUUCAGAAGAAAAAGGUUCGUUUUUAUAACGAAAAUAUAGAAAUAGCUGCUGAAAAACGUCUGAGACGGCUCUUAUUUUUCAGUUCUUUGUUUGCAUUUCGCUUGCAUUACGGAAGAAAAAUGUUUCGCGGCGUUUCGCGUUGACUUUAAGCGGGUUCCUCUGCGCAGGGAUCUGUUGCUGUAUAUUUGUUUUGUCUCAUCAACCUCCUCCGUGUUUUUAUUCGUUCCUAGCUAUCCCCCUGCCAAAUACAGUCACAAUAUGUGCCAAAAAACAAGGCUGGCAGGGUGUGCGAGUUGCUGUUUGACAGCCAAGCAGGAGUGAGAGUCUAUCGGUGCAACCAACACUGUAAUUAGCGAAAGAACAAGCUUGAGAAAAAAAAGGAAAAAGUACUCAGCCACUCCGAAGUAGUGUAAAUAGUGUAUAAGACAUUAUUAAAUAUCAGUGUAGUAUUUUUAUUGUGAAAUAACCGAAGAUUCUGGUGAAGAAACGCUGUUGUCUUACAGGGUCAGGGUGUUUUGGGUGGCUACAGGCUUCACUAUGGCGGCUUGAUGUGUACUACGGUACCGAACCUCCCCUCCCCAACAAGCACUCAACCUGCACUGACAGCCACUGUGUAACAAAUGAUUUAAUGAGUCUGUGGAUUCAUUAAAUGAAUGUGUGUGUGUGUGCGUGUGUGUGUGCGUUUGCAUGAGUGAAUGAGCGAGUUGCAUCCUUGAGCAAACGGAAGUUGCCCAUUUUUUUCCUUUUUCCCAUUUUGCUACAACGAAAACCUCCGUGUCUGUUACAUUCACGGACAAAUCUGUAUAAAUUAGCUAUAUCAUAGACAAAAUCUAUAUUAUAUUACACCAGAAAUGUCACAGAGCUAUAUAUAGAGCGUUAUUGUACCAGAUUGUAUUGCCAAACGUAGAUUUCACUCGUGCCAUGUCAACGAAAAUGUGAAUUGUCAAUAGAAACUAAUAUUGAUAGCAAUGUCACUUUAAAUGCAAACGAUGCACUCACCAGUUUCUGACUUUGAAAUUAGAUUUCGUUAACUUCGUGUCAAAGUUGGAAACGAAUUGCUCGACUUUAAAAAAAAAAACAUCCAAAAAUCGCAGUGGCUUUAGCAGUUUAAGCUAUAGUUCAGCUCGCACGCUUUCUUUGAGAUGUGAUUUUGUGUUACUGUGCUGUUGCAAAAGGUGAAUAUGUGUGAUUUAAAAAAAAAAAAAAAAAAAAAAAGUGGGAUUGCUGUCAUUAUUGACAAAGCCGCAUAUGAAUCCAUUUUGGUCGUCACUAUAGUUACUAAUUAUUUCUGGGUCCAUAAACAGCUCGGAAUAGGCUCUCUGUUAUCGUUCGGUAAUUACGGUAAUUCUGAUGUGACGUUAACGCAGCAUUAGAUUGAGUUGUUAUAAGCAUUAUGGAAAUCUGAACUCUAUGCACUGCGACUGUAAUGCAUUAGCCAAAUCACAAAAUGAGAUUUUAGAUGCAAAAUUAACCCAAGAUUAUGUUUUAAUCAUAGAAAAGUAGAUCAGAAAGUGUAUUUUUGAGAGCAUAAUUUAGGCUAUGUGUAAUUGGGAAAUCAUAUAUUCAUUGCAUUUAUUUUUGUAGAGAUAUAGGCAAUUUUAUACAGUCUUUUUUUAGCGGAAAUACCAACAACUGCAUAUAUACACUUAUGUGUUUAUAUAUAUAUAUAUAUAUAUAU